This is a messenger RNA of Adineta ricciae, 1527 nucleotides long. The record is from the annotation of a GenBank genome assembly. NCBI's taxonomy places the organism in Eukaryota, Metazoa, Rotifera, Eurotatoria, Adinetida, Adinetidae.
AUGUACAAGAGUAGUCAGUCACUUGACACACUUGUUUCGAAGGAUAAUUCACAAUCAAAAUGGUGGCGAAAUUCUCAAUACCGAACCAUCUUCAUUUUUCUCACCAUAGUCUUAACAUUACUCAUUGUUAUACUAUCGCUAAUGCUUAAAUACAUGGUUUUCGUACCGAUGAAACCUGAAACUAUCGUGACAACAAUACCAAACGGUACACAUCAGUGGAAAUGGAGUGCCACUCACAAGAAUAUGAACGUCGGUCGAAAAUUUCAUACAGCAUCCGUAUUGAACAACGGAAAAGUUUUAGUUACCGGUGGUUUUUAUCAUGAUAUUCUAAAUAGUGUUGAAUUGUACGAUCCGUCAAAAGAUAGUUGGUCAUCUGCGGUUUCGAUGACUUUUGGACGGUACAUGCAUACAGCAUCUCUUUUGAGUGAUGGAACAGUAUUGGUCACUGGUGGUAAUGACGGUUAUACUGGUCAGAAUAGCACCGAACUGUACGAUCCAUCCACAGAAACGUGGACGACAGUGGAUAGGAUGAAUCACGGUCGAAUACAACACACGGCAUCGGUUUUGAAAAACGGGAAAGUAUUGGUUACCGGUGGAAAACAUGGAGAUGAUUAUCAUAGAAGUGCUGAAUUGUAUGAUUCAUCAACAAAAGGUUGGGCAAAUGCUGGUUAUAUGAACGAUGCUCGUGUAGAACACACUGCAACGAUGUUAAACAAUGGAAAAAUAUUACUAACAGGUGGACAUAAUCUUCGUGCAUUGAAUACUGCUGAACUGUAUGAUCCAUCAACAGGAAUUUGGACAACUACUGGCAGUAUGAAUCAUGCGCGAUAUUCUCACACAGCAUCUCUUUUGACCAAUGGAAAAGUCUUAGUAGCCGGUGGUCUUAAUUCCAAUGGAGCUUUGGACAGUGCUGAACUAUAUGAUCCUUCAACGGAAAUUUGGACGACGACGGCAAAUAUGAAUUACACACGAUGUAAAGUACGCUGUUUGACUCGAUAUUUAUUCUGUCGACCGACAAGAGAUAACUAUUCAUAUUGUUUGUCUUUAAACAUAUUCCAAAACUUCGUACACACGAAAGAACAAUAUAAUCCGUAUGUCAUUAUUGGGUAUUUCAGCAUGCGCUCAGAAGAAAAAUAUUAUAGAGCUACAACAUGUAAGAUUGAACGUAUUCUCGGUUGUUCAAAAACUGUAUGCCGCGAAUGGAUGAGAAGCAUGCCGUUAAAUGACUGCUUUGGUCUCCAGUUGAACGUUAGUUAUGUCGUCACGACGCAUGCAAGGAAUCACUAUCUAACAAGAUUGAACUCGUCAGAUGUUUGUUACUACAAUAUAAACAAUCAUAAUGAAGUGAAAUGGAACAAGUUCAACGUUACUCCCUAUUUAGUCAUGUUUAUUUCCGGUGUUCUUUUAAUCUUCAUUGCGAUAUUAUAUUCAAUUAUAGUCGCCAGGAUAUGCCCCGCUGUAGAGUGCGACCAAGAGCUCAGUCCUGAACAAGAGCAGAUGCUUAAUAACUUUUUUAUGUCCUUCUGA